Molecule: messenger RNA, 549 nt
Organism: Closterium sp. NIES-65
Lineage: Eukaryota; Viridiplantae; Streptophyta; Zygnematophyceae; Desmidiales; Closteriaceae
Source: the annotation of a GenBank genome assembly
AUGACACUCGCUACCGCGCUGCGCUUCCUGCUGAGUUCUGCCCCAAGAACUCCCCCCCCCAUGGACAUCACCCUCUACUACAUAGUCACCCGACUCCCUGACUCUCUCCGCGUAGUCAAGGACCACUUCCUCUCAGUUUGCCCCACCACUCUCACCGUUGACCUCCUGAAGAAGGGCCUCCUAGCAGCAGAGAAGAACAUAGUCGCUGUAGGAGCCUCUCGUGGUGACCCUCGCACCCCCGUCUUUGAGGGGUGUUCCCCCUCCCCCCUCUUGCCCUUUAUUGCUUCUGCUGCUGCGGCCGACCUCGUUGGGGUUGCCAUCUUUGAUCUUGACUAUGAUGCUAUCCUUGCUGCCAUGUAUUUUGUAACUACUAUUGUUGAGGGUGACAGUUACCUGUGUGUACCGUUUGACCCGGGCAUUGAGGCUACUGCUCUAAGUGCUGGUGAGGCUGCUGCUCUAGGUGCUAGUGCGUCUGCUGCCCCAGGUGCUAGUGCGUCUGCUGCCCCAAGUGCUUGUGAGUCUGCUCUCUCAGGUACCACGUCGGCUUAG